This is a messenger RNA of Schizophyllum commune H4-8, 1899 nucleotides long. RefSeq lists its product as uncharacterized. The transcript has 2 exons. The record is from RefSeq and is a predicted model, not a curated record. NCBI's taxonomy places the organism in Eukaryota, Fungi, Basidiomycota, Agaricomycetes, Agaricales, Schizophyllaceae. The coding region runs from base 196 to 1782 and encodes 528 amino acids.
AAGUUCUCGUGCUUUCCAUUGGCAGACGCCCGGCAAAUAUAUACGCUGCUUGCUUCAGACGGUAUGAUUCCCUUUGUGUUCAAGGAAGAGACCGACGGUUGUUGUGUCUUCGGCAAAGCACUGCGAAUUCAGCGAACUUUUGAGCGUCCCAGCAUUCACUGUUGUAGCACUGCAGUCCAGUGAAGGCGAUCCACCAUGACAGACGUCGACAUGCUCCCCCCCUCGCCGUCCUCCCCUAUCGAUUGCAUACCUGUCGAAGUGCUCGAAAAGAUCCUGCUCUGGGUAUGCGACAGCACCCCCUUGAUCCUGCCCCCCUCCAAGACCCAACUACACCCACCCCAGCUUCCCGUCGCACCUCUUCAGCUGGGCUGGGUCUGCCGGCAAUGGAGAGCCCUCACCCUCGGCAACACCGCGUUCUGGACGCCCCCGAAGAUCAAGAUCGACCUCGAGGAGUACGAGCUCGGGGAGCUCUGGGAAGAAUGGUCCGAAAGCGACGACAGCGACGGUGACAGCGACAGCGAGUCCGAGCGCGAGUCCGCCGAAAGGAAAGCCCGGCUGGCCGAGCACGAUCGCCAGGUCGCGAACGCCGCCACCAUAUUGAAGUGCUACCUCGACCGCUCGGGCUCGGCGCCGCUGCCGUACGUGCAGAUCAACGCACUGCUGGACCUGGAGUAUGACUUCUUCGAGGAUUACUGGGAGCCCAGCUUCGGGCCCAUCCUCCUCACGCUCGCCCCCUCGCUGCCGCGCUGGCGGGAAUGCACCAUCCCGGUCUUCCUCGCCAACAUAUUGCGCGAGAUCGCAGGAGGUGCGCGGCCCCUCCUACUCGAGGACGUGCACAUGCCGCACACGUACGACUCCAUCUUGGACUCCGAUGUCUUCGUCGAUGCGCCUCGUCUGCGCAAGUGGACCGGGCCGAUAGUCGGCAUCGAGCUGCCGUGGGCGCAGCUCACGCAUCUGCACGUCACGGUCUCCACCCCCAUCCGAGAUGUCUUCAGGCUGCUGCCGAAGCUGAAGCAGGUCGUCGACCUCGACUUACGCAUCAACGGCGAGGAGUCGGACGAGCCUCCCGUCAUUAAGGUCGUUUUCCGGCGUCUACGCAUCCUGAGCGUGCAAGUGCCCACCCGUCGUGUGCUCUCUCGCCUCUUUUCCGCCCUGAAAGCACCCGAGCUACAGGACCUGACGGUGAUCGGCGCGGGGCAUGGUUCCUCCGGUCUGAAGCUGCGCACUUGGCCUAUGCGAACAUUCACUAUGAUGCUCGAGCGCUCGCAAUGCGUCUUAAGGUCUCUGCACCUCGAGUACAUUUGCCUGCCGCAAGCGCAGUUUGUCGCCCUACUGGAGAAGGUCCCCCGCCUGCAGGACUUCACUAUCACGAAUCAUAAUGUCACGAACGACCCCGCGAGGCCUGACCGCCCGACGACCAUCGGCGACACUGUCCUCGAGCGUAUGAUCGUCAGAGAGGGGGCUGACCCGGCGUUGCUCUCUGAGCUCAGGGUGCUCAAGAUCGACGGGUCGCUGCACUUCGACCCCGAGGUCCUCGUGGAGAUGGUGAAGUCGAGGACAAACCCACGGCUGGAGCAUCUGCAUCUGCACAUGGACGGCAAGUCCGUCGUCGACGUGAACGAGCCAUUGGAGGGGCGGUUGAAGGGCAUCAUGGGCGAGAAGGGAUAUACGUGGAGCUGGUCGGCGGACAUUAGCUUCAGGAAGCGGGGCGUCCUCGAAGCGAUGGGCAGGGCGAUGGAAGAGGAGGAAUCGAGGACAGGAAUGUCGGAAACAAGUACCUGACUAUCUAUAUCUUAUGCAUUUGUAUCAAGCAGUUUAUGCUCUACUCUCGAUUUCUUGUUCGUCGCCGAGCUUGUGCUUGAGCUUCAUGGAUGGAUCGAUCCCUCGACAAAGCCGAGA